AUGAAGACGAGGACGACGUCGGAUACGACGAAAAUGCUCGUUUCCGGCGGCGUCGCCGGCGCGUUUAGUAAAUCGUGCACGGCACCUCUCGCUCGGUUAACCAUUUUAAGACAGUUGCAAGGCACGAACGCGGUGCCGGGGUGGUCGAACAGCGUCGUCGCCAAGCAAGAUUUAGGAAUCGUGAAGAGUCUCAGGCACAUCGUGAACACGGAAGGCGUUCGGGCGUUGUGGAAAGGGAACGGAGUGACGAUUGCGCACAGAUUACCGUAUUCCGCGAUUAAUUUUUACACGUACGAAAACACGCUCGACUUUAUCGAAAACGAAGUCGAGGGGAGGUGGAACGUGAAAGAGUAUCAGGCGUGGGAGGUGACGAAAAGGUUGGCGGCCGGGGCGUUUGCCGGGUGUUUUUCGUGCACGAUGACGUAUCCUUUAGAUUUGGUGAGGACGAGGUUAGCCGCGCAAGUGACGCCGACGAUGGCGGAGACGAGCGCGAGCGGAGGAGGUGUCGCGUCGACGACAACAAUAAACGGUGGGCAACAACAUCCACACUAUAAAGGGAUUUUAAGGAGCAUGAGAACGAUUGUCAGCGAAGAAGGCGCGAGAGGUUUGUAUCGCGGCUUACCGCCGACAUUAGUCGGCGUCGGGCCGAACUUGGCGAUAAACUUUGCCGCGUACGAAACUUUGCGGAACUAUUUCGGCAACAACACCGGCGAGUUUGGAAAAGAGAAUCCGAUGUUUAUCAGUUUAGCGUGCGGGUCAGCCUCGGCGGUCGUUUCGGCGUCGGCGACGUUCCCUUUAGAUUUAGUGCGUAGACGCAUGCAAAUGCGCGAUGCGACGAGAGGAGAUACUUUCUUAGCCGUCUUCAAAAGAGUCAUCCGGAAAGAAGGUUUUGUCGGUUUGUAUCGCGGCAUCUACCCGGAGUUUGCGAAAGUAGUACCGGGCGUUUCGAUCACGUACGCGACGUACGAGUUAUUGAAACGAUUAGCAGGAGUGGACACGGGUAGAAUGUAA
Bathycoccus prasinos is the source of this 1011-nucleotide messenger RNA. RefSeq lists its product with no specific name. The coding region runs from base 1 to 1011 and encodes 336 amino acids. The transcript has a single exon. Gene Ontology annotation, biological process: transmembrane transport. The record is from RefSeq and is a predicted model, not a curated record. NCBI's taxonomy places the organism in Eukaryota, Viridiplantae, Chlorophyta, Mamiellophyceae, Mamiellales, Bathycoccaceae.